GGUCGGGGAAGCAUUUUCUGACGGACGCAUCAGUCAUUGUUGUUGCCUUGUGUAACUUUGAUGAUGACGAAGUUGAAUGUAGGAUUAUGAAUGAAUUGUCAGUGCUCAGUCAUUUAGCUAGCUAACUGUGUUUAGCUGUUUAAAAUGCCCUCGCGGAUUGUAUGUAAAGGCACAGCUGCGGCUGUCGCUGCAAGAAGAAUAAGGAAUAUUUUGGGACCUGUUAUGUUGAAGGGUGAACGGACAUGUUCCAUUCACAAUGUUCAAAGCAAAUUCUUAAACACGUCCUCAGGUGACAUUGUGAAAAUUGGAGACCUUUCAUACCAGCUCAAGAAGCCCCAAAGACCAGAGCUUGUUCCCAUAAAACACAUGAUGGAUUCCUUGCCCCAGACGGUUGUUCAGCAUCUCAGAUGGAUUAUGCAAAAGGAUCUGUUGGGGCAAGAUGUGUUCCUCAUAGGACCCCCAGGCCCACUGAGGCGUUCCGUAGCUAUGCAGUACCUGGAGUUGACAAAACGGGAAGUUGAAUAUGUUGCCCUCUCUCGUGACACCACUGAAACAGAUCUUAAACAACGCAGAGAGAUAAGAGCUGGAACGGCCUUCUACGUCGAUCAGUGUGCAGUCCGUGCAGCCACGGAGGGGCGCAUCCUCGUCCUGGAGGGGCUGGAGAAGGCUGAGAGGAACGUGCUACCAGUUCUAAACAACCUGCUGGAGAACAGAGAAAUGCAACUGGAGGAUGGGCGCUUUCUCAUGUCAUCACAGCGCUACGACAGUCUCCUAAAGGAGCACACCAAAGAGGAGCUUGAUUCUUGGAAGAUUGUGCGUGUGAGUGAGGACUUCCGUGUUAUUGCCUUGGGUCUUCCUGUUCCAAGAUACACCGGGAACCCACUCGAUCCACCGCUACGAUCACGUUUCCAAGCCCGAGACAUCUACUACCUACCCUUCAAGGACCAGCUGGAGCUGUUAUACAGCCUAGGACCCAAUGUGGCAGCACAGAGGAUUUCACAGCUUCUUUCUGUUGCUACCGCCCUCUGCUCCCAAGAGUCUGCUAAUCUGGCCAUACCUGAUUUCCCUGUGGACAACCUGGCCUCAGCUGUCAAAGUCUUGAAUCUCUUCCCCAUGCUGACCCCCCAGCAACUGAUCCGGAGACUGUAUCCCUAUCACGUCAUCCUUGGCAAAGAGGGGCGCACUGCUGUGGAGGGUUUACUCCAUCGGUUUGAACUUGUUGAGUCUCGUGAGAGCCAAGUUUCUGAGGUGGUCAGCGUGGAAUCUGUAAGUACAGAGACGACUGCUCAAGUGGCUGUUACCAUCCGUACUGCAGCUGAUAAUAUCACUUUUCAGGUUCCAUCUGGGGUUUGUCCCCCCUGUUCACCCCACAGGAGCUCUGGCUUCAUCAAGAUACCUACCCAUUCUUCCCUGCUUGCAGAGAUGAUGCAAUCCCAUCUUGUCAAAGACAUUUGUCUGAUUGGAGCCAAGGGGUGUGGGAAAUCAGUGAUUGUCCGUGAGUUUGCUGACAUGCUGGGGUAUACCAUCGAGCCCAUAAUGUUGUAUCAGGACAUGACUGCGCGGGACCUCCUUCAGCAGCGGUACACCCUACCCAAUGGGGACACGGCUUGGAGAGCUUCCCCUCUAGUGAGUGCUGCUCAGGAGGGCAAGCUGGUUAUACUCGAUGGUAUCCACAGGGUCAACCUAGGCACACUGGCUGUUCUCUCCAGGUUGCUUCAUGAUCGAGAGUUGUCGCUAUAUGAUGGCACCCGUUUGCUCAGGUGGGACAGGUACCAGGCUCUUCAGCAGGAGCUGCAGCUAUCUGAUGAGGAGCUACAGCAGAGGUCGGUGUUUCCUGUGCAUCCAUCUUUCCGUGUGGUGGCCUUGGCUGAGCCCCCAGUAGCAGGCAGUAGCACACAGCAGUGGCUGGGCCCUGAGAUGCUCACCAUGUUCCUCUUCCACACAGUCAACCAGCUGGGCAAGGCUGAGGAGGCCGCCAUCAUCCAGGGCAUGAUCCCACAUGUCCCAAAAGCAGCUGUGGACCAGUUGCUUCAACUCAGCCACAGUCUCAGGCAAACCAACGACCCCACAGCCCAGUCUUUGGCCUCGUCACUCUCCACCAGACAGUUGCUUAGGAUAUGCCGACGUAUCUCGCAGUAUCCAGAAGAGAGUAUUGCACAUGCUGUCAACAAGGCUUGCCUGUCCAGAUUUUUGCCCAGCUUGGGUCGCACUGCCUUGCAAAAGUACCUUGCCGAUUGUUCCAUCCAGGAGUUGUCCCAGUCAGCCACAUUACACAAUUACACAUGCACAGUUCAAAAUGGUAUCCUAACUAUAGGGCAGGUGUCAGCUCCUGUCUUCAAAGCUGAUGAGAAGAUGAAGGUUCCGGAUGUGCUCUUCUAUGAGAACAAACAGCACAUGAUGGUGAUGGAGGACAUGCUGAAGGACUUCCUGCUGGGAGAACAUCUGCUGCUGGUGGGGAACCAGGGUGUGGGGAAGAAUAAGGUUGUUGACCGCUUUCUACAUCUGAUGAAUCGGCCAAGAGAAUACCUGCAACUUCAUAGAGACACGACAGUGCAGACGUUAACGCUGCAGCCCUCAGUACGAGAUGGGAUCAUUGUGUAUGAAGACUCACCUUUGGUAAAAGCAGUGAAAAUGGGACACAUCUUGGUCAUCGAUGAAGCAGACAAAGCCCCCACCAACGUGACGUGCAUCCUGAAGACCCUGGUAGAGGACGGGGAGAUGAUCCUGGCAGAUGGAAGGAGGAUUGUGUCAGAAGCGUCUGAAAUGUCCAAUGUCAUUGUUAUGCAUCCAAACUUCAGGAUGAUUGUUUUGGCCAACCGGCCUGGUUUUCCAUUUUUGGGGAAUGACUUCUUUGGUGCACUUGGCGAUAUCUUCAGUUGUCAUUCUGUUGACAAUCCCAAGCCAGAAGCAGAGCUUGCAAUGCUAAGACAAUACGGGCCGGAUGUCCCAGAAGCCAUUCUGCAGAAGCUAGUGGCUGCUUUUGGAGAGCUGCGAGCCAUGGCAGACAAGGGCACCAUCACGUACCCUUACUCAACCAGGGAAGUGGUCAAUAUUGUCAAACACCUUCAGAAAUUUCCAGAUGAGGGACUUGCCAAUGUGGUACGAAACGUUUUUGACUUCGACUCCUACAACAAGGAUGCACGUGAAGUGCUGAUUACAGCCCUGCACAAGCAUGGCAUCCCUAUCGGGGCCAAGAUCAGCAGUGUGCACCUUGCUAAGGAGUUGCCACUCCCUGCGUGCCAGAUGUCUGGAUACUGGACCAUAAAUCAAAGUGGAAAUGCACGGCGCAAACUCUUGUGCCCCACUGAAUCGCAUAAAAUAGACAUCAAGGGCCCAGUCUUCCUGCGUGUCCAGCCUUAUGACAUUGAGAGGCACGAGUCCAGAGCGGUGAGCUUCACUGAAGAGCACGCCCACUGGCAGAUCCCUAUGAAUGAGGUCAACAUCAUCUGUGAUGUCACCACUGCUAAGGAUGUCAUCUUCGUGGCCACAUGUAAUCCAGUGUCCAUCUAUGCCAUGAAAGAAAAGGCAAAUACGUUGCACUGUGUGGAGCUCUAUGAGCUCUUCCCAAGAACGCUGAGUGCUCGGCAGCCUUUGAUCACCGUAGCACCUCUUGGGGAACCCCUCGAUGGCCAGGUGAUCCUCCAUGAAGAACAGAGUAACACAGUGCUGCACCUGGACCUGGUGACCGGGGCUACAAGGAGGCUGCUGUUCACUGAGGAUAAAGAGGAGGCCGCACACAAAACCUCUCAAUGGUGGAGCAGCAAGAAGGGUCAGGUCAAUCAGCCUAACUUCAAAAUGUGCCGGGAGUUUUCCCAAAAGAAUUGGCUUCUUUUCUACAAAGAAGAUGGGAAUCAGCUGGAAGUCCUGGAUAUAUUGGAGGGACAGGUUCACACCAUCUCACUUCCCAUCAACCUGAAAGCUGUCUUCAUGGUGGCUGAGGACCGCUGGCUUCUGGUUGAGAACAAGACAAACAAGAAGUUCCUGUUAACCAAGCCCAUGCACAUGGGUGCGGAGGACUCUGGUGUCUGCCAACUGCACACCGUCACUGAGGAACCACAUGGCAUGGGCUUUGGCAUGAGCUCAGAGAUAACUAUCCCCCAGGAGAUAUCCAGUGCCCAGUUGUCCCCUGAGAACCUGAGUGCGGUUUUAGACCAGAAGAUUAUCUCCCCUAACCGCCUUUUCUGUGAUAGCAGCACCUACGCCAGGGUCAUUGUGGGUUUCCCUGAUCUUAUGUCACCUAAUGAAGUGCACACAUUUAAAAGAGAGAGCCCCCUCACUGAUGGUAGGGGUGUGGACGUGUUCUUCGGAGGGAGUCGGCACAUUGGACCUCCUAAGAGGAUGAACUGUGUGACUUUAUUAACGACCAACCAGGUAGUGAGAGCUCUGCAGGCCUCACAAGUGCCCCUGGCUGACAUCUACCCAAAAGAUGUCAGUCCACCUAUGACAGCUGCAUACUUGGAGGUGACUGACCUCAACCUCAAAAAGGUCAAAUACAUCCCUGUUCCAAGGUCAUCAACUGUGUCCCCCUACACUGCUUGGAUCUCAAAGUUGUCCGACACUGAUGUACUGCUGGCUCCUCUUGGCACUGGAGGUGUUGUGACUGUGGACAUGGGAGGCUACGUGCGCCUGUGGGAGACCGGACUAGACAACCUGCAGCGCUCUCUGCUGGAGUGGAGGGGAAUGAUUGGAGCUGAGGAUGGUCGCCCAAUACAAAUUACAAUCCAGAGGGACAGCAACCUGGAUGUCAGCGCUCCCAAACAUGGCAAGGUUGACGCCAACAACGAUCCCCAUGUGGGUGGAAACCAGUGGGCUGGGGGCACAGGGGGCAGAGACACAGCGGGGCUCGGGGGUAAGGGAGGCCCCUACCGUUUGGACGCGGGACACAAAGUGCACCAGGUCUCCCAGGUGGAGAAGGAUGCUGUACCUGACGAGGUCAAAAAGGCAGCACGUGAGAUGGGCGAGAAGGCUUUUAAAGAGAGACUUAAAGAGAUUAACAUGAGUGAGUUUGAUGCCUCCACUUAUGAGCGCUUUUCCGGAGCAGUCCAUCGGCAAGUUCAGUCUCUUCGAAUCAUUCUGGAUAGCCUUCAGGCAAAGGGAAAAGAGAGGCAGUGGCUCAAGAAUCAGACUCUGGGCGAACUGGAUGACUCCAAAAUCAUUGAUGGCCUCACUGGGGAGAAAGCCAUCUAUAAGCGCAGAGGAGAGCAGGAACCAGAGCUGGGCACCCCACAGCAGAAACCCAAACGGUUGCGUCUCCUGGUCGACGUUUCAGGCAGCAUGUACCGUUUCAAUGGGCUGGAUGGCCGAUUGGAGCGCUCAAUGGAGGCUGUUUGCAUGGUGAUGGAGGCGCUGGAGAGCUAUGAGCACAAGUUUAAAUAUGAUGUUGUAGGCCAUUCAGGAGACGGAUUUGAUCUGGAGUUGGUUAGAAGUGACAAAGUCCCUAAAAACAACAAAGAGAGGCUGAAGGUUCUGAAGACCAUGCACGCCCACGCCCAGUUCUGCAUGAGUGGCGACUACACGCUGGAGGGCACAGAGCAUGCCAUGCAGGAGCUGGCCAAGGAGGAGGCCGAUGAGCAUUUUGUUGUGGUUCUGAGUGAUGCCAACCUAGAGCGCUAUGGCAUCAGCCCAGAUCGCUUUGCCCAGGUGCUCACAAGCAACCCGCAGGUCAAUGCCUUCGCUGUCUUUAUUGGCUCGCUUGGAGACCAGGCUGAAAGGCUUCAGAGAACGCUGCCAUCAGGACGAUCUUUCGUUGCCAUGGACACAAAGCAGAUCCCUCAGAUCUUGCAGCAGAUCUUCACGUCCACCAUGUUGUCAAGUGCCUGAGGUGGCUGUGCCUGAUCCAUAGAGUGCCAGCACCCUGAAGUCUGUUCCAUAGAGUCCCAGCACCCUGAAGUUCACUCUUGGGCACUCAGCUGUGGACACCAGCCUAAACCUAGUCAUGCAUGUUUCAUCUUGAAAUACCUGCUGCUGCUGCUGCUGCUGCCGCCCAUUUUUAUCUGAACAAUUUACAAUUUCUAGGGUUAGGGUUGUAAACCUUUUUUUAAUGAAGAUGAUGUACAUGAAUAAUACACCUAACACACUCAUGAUGUGUAAAUGACAUGAAUCCAUAUGUUAAAAUAUUGAAAAUAACUCUACCCACACGUGCACAGAUGGAGUAUUAAGAGGGCCAUAUCACAAAAUGUAUCAAAAAAAUGUGUUAAUAUAUCAUUCAAUAAAUCAAAAAAUAUUUAAUUGU
Clupea harengus (Atlantic herring) is the source of this 6232-nucleotide messenger RNA. It is a transcript of the gene vwa8, whose product is annotated as von Willebrand factor A domain containing 8. NCBI's taxonomy places the organism in Eukaryota, Metazoa, Chordata, Actinopteri, Clupeiformes, Clupeidae. Gene Ontology annotation, molecular function: ATP binding; ATP hydrolysis activity. The record is from RefSeq and is a predicted model, not a curated record. The transcript has 45 exons. Gene Ontology annotation, cellular component: cytoplasm. Bases 145 to 5820 code for a protein of 1891 amino acids.